Sinocyclocheilus rhinocerous is the source of this 4183-nucleotide messenger RNA. RefSeq names its product circadian locomoter output cycles protein kaput-like. Gene Ontology annotation, biological process: regulation of transcription by RNA polymerase II; circadian regulation of gene expression. The record is from RefSeq and is a predicted model, not a curated record. Gene Ontology annotation, cellular component: cytoplasm; CLOCK-BMAL transcription complex; nucleus. Gene Ontology annotation, molecular function: protein dimerization activity; DNA-binding transcription factor activity, RNA polymerase II-specific; E-box binding. The transcript is spliced from 23 exons. Lineage: Eukaryota; Metazoa; Chordata; Actinopteri; Cypriniformes; Cyprinidae. Bases 602 to 3142 code for a protein of 846 amino acids.
CUGCUCUAGCCGUACUGCGCUUGCGCGUGGGAAGCCUGGGGUAGGCCCUGCUGUUUUUCUAACUCUAGUUCAAUCCUACACUGCCGUCUCAACCAAAACAAGGCGCAAGAAAACCCCCCUCCUGGACGGCAAAUAACCGAGGGUUUCCAUCACCAUUGGAUUUGAGUUUUUUUGUUUGGAAGUAAAACUCUCAAUGACAAUCCACAGGAGCCCCUCUGCAACCUUCCCAACCUAAAGAAGAUUUUAGAGCAGAUUUACAGUGGUUCAGGAGUAUUGCUGCUAUUACAGAAAUAAUGACAUGAGAGGUGGCUAGUGCUAACAUGUGGUGCCUCCAGUCUCACACCCGAAUGAAAGCACAUACACCCCACAGGGACCCACUGCAGGCUUUUCUACCGUGACCUCAGAAUUCUCUGUUUGACCCUGCACACAAAAACAUUAAUAUUCACACACACCUUCUGUCUUGUCCAACAAUUGUCCUCAUCCUACAUCCUGUGGCAAGCUCCUCUCUUCCUUCCUUAAGGCCUGGAGGUUAAUGUACAAAUGUCUACCUCACGCUUAAAGGUCAUCUCUCUACAACUGCAACCCUGAACACACUACAAAAAUGACCUCCAGCAUAGACCGGGAUGACAGCAGCAUCUUUGAUGGGUUGAUGGAAGAAGAUGAGAAGGACAAAGCAAAAAGAGUUUCUAGGAACAAGUCGGAAAAGAAGAGGCGAGACCAGUUCAAUGUGCUCAUCAAGGAACUGGGCACCAUGUUGCCGGGCAACACCCGCAAGAUGGACAAGUCUACCAUCCUACAGAAGAGCAUCGACUUCCUGCGCAAGCACAAAGAAAUUGCCGCACAGUCUGAGUCGAGUGAAAUCCGUCAGGACUGGAAGCCGCCCUUCCUUAGCAAUGAGGAGUUCACACAGCUGAUGCUGGAGGCACUAGAUGGCUUCUUUUUAGCCAUCAUGACAGACGGAAACAUAAUCUACGUCUCAGAAAGUGUCACGUCUUUAUUAGAACAUCUACCUUCUGAUCUUGUGGAUCAGAAUCUGUUGAAUUUCCUUCCACUGGGUGAGCACUCAGAGGUGUAUAAAGCCCUGUCCACACACAUGCUGGAGGGAGAGACCCUCACCCCAGACUACCUAAAAACAAAGAACCAGUUAGAGUUCUGUUGCCACAUGCUCCGGGGCACGAUCGACCCGAAAGAGCCGCCCGUUUAUGAGUAUGUCAAGUUCAUCGGAAACUUUAAGUCCCUCAACACUGGUGAUAAAUCAACACGUAACGGCUUUGAGGGAGUUAUCCAGCGAUCGCUGAGGCCCAUGUUCGAAGACCGAGUGUGUUUCAUAGCAACUGUGAGGUUAGCCAAGCCUCAGUUUAUCAAGGAAAUGUGUACUGUGGAGGAGCCCAAUGAGGAAUUCACCUCCAGACACAGUUUAGAGUGGAAAUUCCUCUUCUUGGACCACAGGGCACCCCCCAUCAUAGGCUACCUACCCUUUGAGGUUUUGGGCACUUCAGGGUACGACUACUAUCAUGUGGAUGACCUGGAGACCCUGGCCAAGUGCCAUGAACACUUGAUGCAGUAUGGUAAGGGGAAGUCGUGCUAUUACCGUUUCCUGACUAAAGGUCAGCAGUGGAUCUGGCUUCAGACUCACUACUAUAUCACCUACCACCAGUGGAACUCACGGCCGGAGUUCAUCGUCUGCACGCACACUGUGGUCAGUUAUGCUGAAGUGAGGGCUGAACAGCGCAGAGAGCUGGGCAUUGAGGAAUCACCUCCUGAGAUCUCAGCAGACAAGUCUCAGGACUCCGGCUCUGAGUCCCAGUUGAACACCUCCAGCCUGAAGGAGGCGCUAGAGCGAUUCGAUCACAGCCGCACACCCUCCGCUUCAUCACGGAGCUCCCGAAAGUCCUCCUCACACACCGCCGUCUCGGACCCUACGUCCACACAGACAAAGCUGCAGACAGACCAUAGCACACCCCCCCGCCAAUUAGUGUCAGCCAUUGAAAUGACAUCACAGCGGAGGUCCUCUAUUAGCAGUCAGUCAAUGAGUUCUCAGAACACAGGACAGACGAUGGCAACAUCUCUUGUGUCUCAGCCUCCGCAGCCUCAACCACUUCAGCCCAGUGUGCAGGCUUCGGUUUCCACGCUGCUUUGCAGUAUUGGCAAACAUUCACAUAUAUUUAUUAUUAAUUGCUGCGGCGGUCUCAACCUCGGCUCAGUGCAGCUGACGCAGGGAUCAUCCGUGCAGUCAGCGGGCUCUCUGUCCAUGCAGGGGGCGGUGGUGCCGACAGGAAGCCUACAAUCCACACAUACAGGGACACAACACACUGUCACACAGCAUCCUCAGCAGGCACCGCCACAACAACAGAACCUUCUCAGAGAUCAGAGCUCCAAUCUAACUCAGCAGUCUCAGAGGUCGUCUCACACACUGCAGUCUCCUCAGGGAGCACUGCCUGCAUCUUUGUAUAAUACCAUGAUGAUCUCUCAGCCUACGCAGGCCAACGUUGUGCAGAUCUCCACAAGCCUAGCCCAGAACAGCAGCACCAGCGGAGCCGCGGUUGCCACCUUCUCACAAGACCGGCAGAUACGGUUCCCUGCUACCCCACAGCUCCUCACUAAGCUAGUAACCGGCCCAAUGGCGUGUGGUGCAGUUAUGGUGCCUACCACCAUGUUCAUGGGGCAGGUGGUGACUGCGUUUACCCCUCAGCAGGGCCAGGCUCAAACAAUCAGCAUCGCCCAGCAGCCAUCUGCGCAUAUGCAGGAGCAGCAGGCUCAGACGCAGUCACAGACAGCUACAGGAACCGCCCAACAGCAAGGACAGGCCCAGGCUCAGCUUGCCCAGCAACAAACGCAGUUCCUACAGGCCCUUCGUCUUUUACAUGGCACCCAAUCUGCCCAGCUGAUCCUUCAAGCGUUUCCCCUGCAGCAGCAAGGCACCUUUGCAGCCGCAACACAACAACAGCAGCAGCAACUGCAACAGCAGCAACAACAACUGCAGCAGCAGCAUCAACAGCAACAACAACAGCUGCAACAGCAACAUCAACAACAGCAGCAGCAGCUGCAGCAGCAACAGCAGCAACAACAGCAGCAGCUGCAGCAGCAACUGGCAGCUCAUCGCUCAGACAGCAUGGACCGGUCCAACGCGCCACCUCAGUAGCUGACCGUAUGUCAGAGACGCAACCAAAUCACCACUGAGCAGUCCUGCAGGCUGAGAGGCUUCUGAGGGGGAUGUUUGGAGCUAAAAAAAAUUGUGUGCCCUCUCAGAUACCUUUCCACUGCUUAUAGGUGAAGGGCCAGACCUAAACGGGUGUCUUUUUUUAACCCCGUGCCCUAUUCGACCUAUAGGUAGUUGAUCAACAGCUGCUUGCACUGAAUUCUGGGAGAGGUCCAACCACGAAUGCCGACCUUUCUGCGGGCUGGCAAGGAAUCAGCGGUAUCUGGUUUUCCACAAAUUGUCUCCUCCACAAUAACCGCUUUCCCUUUGUCUCGUAUGCCCAGUGUGUGCCGUCAUCCCUCUUUCACAGGUUUAAUUUAUGCAGAACGAGCUGCAGCGAAGGCUUCAAGACCUGAAGAAGUCCUGCAGGACAAACGGCGCCUCUCUCUUUCUCUCGGGCCUCUCUUUCUCUUCCUCUUUCCUCCUCAUUUUACUUGUCGCAAGUAAUUAUGGGUCAGAAAAUAUUUUUAAGAAUGUCACGUGGAUUCAACUUUUAUUGUACAGUUCACCUGUAAAAUAAUGUGUAAAUAUAUGGACAAAAGGAAAGAGAAACUAAUAUUUUAUAUGAUGCAUGAGACGAAAAGCGUAGUCUGUUAUUUGUAGCUUUGAAUAUACUUUUUUUUUUCUAAUAUUCUGAGGAAAAAAGCUAAACUUAAUACACAUAAUGGUUGAUCUCUUCACAGACUUCCUUUUUCCAGUGGGAUGGGGGUGAGUGUGUGUAUGUGCUUGCGCACAUGUGUUCGUAUGUAUGUGUGUCUGCCAAGCAGGCAAUGCUGGAUCCACAGAUUGUGUCACAGUUGGUUUAAAACGGCCUUCGUGUUUUAGUAAAACUGUUAAAGGAACAGGCAAUCUUUAGAUGUUUUGCAUCGUGUUAUACACCUUAGUAAUUGAAAAUAUAUAGAUAUGAAUAUUUCAGAGAGAUGCUUUACAUUUGUAAAUAGUUUAAAGAGAAGGCUUCAGAUUUAGUAUAUCAUGCGGUUAGGC